This is a messenger RNA of Diversispora eburnea, 2762 nucleotides long. NCBI's taxonomy places the organism in Eukaryota, Fungi, Glomeromycota, Glomeromycetes, Diversisporales, Diversisporaceae. The record is from the annotation of a GenBank genome assembly.
AUAAACCUUCGACGUCUGGUUCAACAGACAACGUGAGAUACCGAAAAACAAAGAGUCAUAAAGAAUAUCCCUCUUCUAUAUAUGAUAUGUAUGAAGAUAAUUUUAAAGAUAAGAAGAAUAGAAGACCCCUCCUUGGAGUAUCUAUUGAUGAUAUGGCUUACCUUUGUGGACUUCUUAUAGUUUCUUUACUUGUUCGUUUAUAUGAUAUACGCCAUCCUAGUUCAGUAGUUUUUGAUGAAGUUCAUUUUGGUGGCUUUGCUACAAAAUACAUUAAGGGUAGAUUCUUUAUGGAUGUACAUCCACCAUUAGCAAAAUUAUUAAUCACACUUGCUGGUGUAUUGGGUGGAUUUGAAGGAAAUUUUGAUUUUAAGGAAAUUGGCAAGGAUUAUCUUGAACCAAAAGUUCCAUAUGUAUCAAUGCGUUUAAUGCCCGCAUUCUUGGGAGUAAUGGUUAUGCCAAUGGCAUAUCUGACAAUUAAGUUGGCGGGUUUUUCAAGGGCUUCGGCUUUACUAGUAGCAACUCUAUUAAUAUUUGAAAAUGGGUUGGUAACUCAAAGUAGAUUAAUUCUAUUAGAUUCACCUUUAGUCGCAGCUGUUUCCUUUACCACUUUAAUGUGGGUCAAAUUUCAAAAUGAACAACAAAGACCAUUUCAAUUGUGGUGGUGGUUUUGGAUGGCAAUGACUGGUGUUGGGAUUGGGCUUACUGUAAGCAUGAAAUGGGUUGGUCUUUUUACAAUGGCCUUUAUUGGUUUAUCUACAAUUAAAGGAUUAUGGGAUAUACUUGGUGAUUUAAAAAUAUCUCCGGUUGAAUGGAUGAAACAUUUUUUCGCGCGUUUUUUGUGUUUGUUAGUGAUUCCUUUCGUAUUAUAUUUGUUCUUCUUUGUAAUUCAUUUUGCAAUUCUGCAAAAUAGUGGUGAUGGUGAUGGUUUUAUGAGUUCAGAAUUUAGAAUGACUUUAGGAGGUCGUAGUUCACAAGAAGCUUCCCCUAUAGAUAUAGCUUUUGGGUCUUCAGUUAGUAUUAAACAUGCUAACACUUUAGGCGGAUAUUUACAUUCUCAUAAACAUGUUUAUCCAGGAGGAAGCAAACAGCAACAAAUUACAUUGUAUCCACAUCAAGAUGAAAAUAAUAUUUGGCUCAUUCAAAAUAAAACUGAUCCCGAAGUUCCAUUUAAUGUUUCAGAACCUUCGUGGAUUUAUAAUGGUGCAGUUAUUCGUUUAUAUCAUCCUAAAACGCAUAAACGAUUGCAUAGUCACGAUGUAAGGGCCCCAGUGACUGAAGCAGAUUAUCAAAAUGAAGUAAGUGGUUACGGAUAUGAAGGAUUUGAAGGUGAUGCUAAUGAUUAUUGGAAAGUGGAAAUUGCUAAUCAUGAUAAAUCAGAUCCACAAUCUGGUGAAAGGCUUCGAACUCUUCAUACAAAAUUCAGACUUCAACAUACAAUUACUGGAUGUUAUCUUUUUUCACAUAAUGUAAAAUUACCUGACUGGGGUUAUGAACAACAAGAAGUUACAUGUGUGAGAGGUGGAAAUUAUGAGAAAACAUUAUGGUUUAUUGAAACCAAUUCUCACCCAACUCUUCCCAAUGAUACCGAGAAGGUAACUUAUAAAAUACCUGGAUUCCUUAGUAAAGUCUGGGAGCUUAAUAAAGUGAUGUGGAAUACAAAUAAAGGAUUAACUGACGAUCAUCCUUAUGAUUCUCGUCCUCCUUCUUGGUUUUCAUUAAGACGUGGAAUUAGUUUCUGGGGAAAAGAUCAUCGCACAAUUUAUUUACUAGGAAAUCCUUUAAUAUGGUGGUCAUCUUCUAUAGCAAUUAUCUGUUUUUUGGCUUUAGAAAUGAUCAUAAUUUUAAGAGCUAAGAGAGGAUACAAGGAUAAUUUAAACAUUAAUAAACAACAUUUCGAGUCUUGGGCUGCUUUGUUUUUCAUGGGAUGGUGUUUACAUUAUUUCCCAUUUUAUUUAAUGGCUCGUCAAUUAUUCUUACAUCAUUAUUUCCCUGCAUUAUAUUUUGCAAUACUUUUAGUGGGUGUUGGAUUUGAUUUAUUUACAUUUAGACUUUCAAAUAGGAAAAAAAUGAUUUGCGCUUUAAUAAUUAUAAGUAUUUCAAUCACAAUUUUUUAUAUGUUUUCACCUCUAACAUAUGGUAGUAAAUGGACAAAAUCUUCUUGCAGAAGUAUGAAAUGGGUGGAUACUUGGGAUUUCGAUUGUGAGCAAUUUCAUGAUAGUUAUGAACAAUAUUUGAAUACGUCAUCGGCGGCGGAAAUAGAUAAUACAGCAACUUUAGAAGGAGUUCAGGAACCAGAAGCAAAAAUAGAAGGUGAUGAAGGUCAACGUAUUAUACAAAACAAUGAUAGUGACGAACAAGAUAAAAAAGAAACAUAUGUAGAAACAGUAGAAGUAGUUGUAACAGUAAAUAAAACAGUAAUAUAUACAGAAACACCUGAAACAACAGAAACACCUGAAACAACAGAAACAAUAGAAGAAACACCUGAAACAACAAAAACAAUAGAAGAAACAACUGAAAAAACAAAAACGGUAGAAUUACUUGUAACAGUAAAAGUGGACCAAAGUGGAAAUGAAAUACACUCAAACGAUGGUGAUAGUCACACUGAAGAAGAAAGAACAGAAGAAAAAAGAGAAGAUAAAACGGAAGAUAAAACAGAAGAAAAAAUAGAAGAUAAAACGGAAGAUAAAACAGAAGAUAAAACAGAAGAAAAAAGAGAAGAUAAAACGGAAGAUAAAACAGAAGAAAAAAUAGAAGAAAAAUAG